AUGAGAAAGCGAGAAAGUUUAAGGGUUUUGGGAUUAGGGUUUGAGGGUCGGGUUAUCUUCUGGGUAUCGAUUUGGUUGGUGGUCUCGCAACAAGCGCAAGGACUGAGACCCAUAAGGGAGAAAACUCGAUCAUGGAGCGACGAGUGGCUCUUUGGUAGAAAACAAGAAAAUGGAGUAGGACCGUUUUCGGCAUGGAAUAUAACAGGAACGUAUAGAGGAACUUGGAAAUUUCUAGAUUCCGUUAAUAGCACUUCAAAGUUUCAAGACUUGCGAAAAGCAAACGGUAAUUCUGUGGUUGAGUUAGUAGCAGUUCCAACAAAGAUAACUGGUGUGCAUUAUGUUCAGGGCGUAGUUGUUUUCCAUGAUGUAUUUGACAAUGAACAAAAUUUGGGUGAUGCCCAAAUAAAUCUGGAAGGUGUAUAUAUAUGGCCCUUUAGACAACUCCGCCUUGUCGCUAACAGCGGCAAGGAGAGUGAUUCAGGGCAGGAGGACAAUAAUCUUCUCGCAAAUCCCUAUCAUCUGCUCGGAAUUUUCUCUUCUCAAGUAUUUCAAGAAUCUCCAAGAGACAGAAUGCUGAGACGAAAAAUUUCUGCAAUAACUGACACGGAGAAGCACUGUAAUAUCGAAAUAGCAGCCCAGAUAUCCCGUGUGGCUUCUAAUGAAAAUAAUGGAGACAAAAAUUAUUAUCACAUGGAAGGAUUGAUGGAAAGUCCUGGGGUAGGUGAUGACGGAGAUUGUUUCUCGCCUAUGUUAGUGAAUGUGACUUCUGUAAAUGUCGAGGUCUACUAUAACAAAGCUGUGAACUAUACACUGAUGGUCACUUUUGUCUCUUUCCUUCAGGUUCUUUUGUUAAUCCGCCAGAUGGAGCACGGUAACACACAAUCUGGUGCUGCCAAGGUAUCCAUUGUAAUGAUCGGGCAACAAGCAAUCAUGGAUGCUUAUUUGUGCCUUUUACAUCUAACGGCCGGGAUAUUAGUUGAAUCUUUAUUUAAUGCAUUCGCAACUGCUGCAUUCUUCAAAUUCGUAGUCUUUUCGAUUUUUGAGAUGAGAUAUCUUCUGGCCAUAUGGAAAGCGGCCCGUCCUUCCAACAGCGGGGAAGGGUGGGAAACAAUGAGGCGUGAACUGUCCUUUCUCUACAGCCGUUUCUAUGGGAUCCUUCUUGGGGGCAUUUUGAUAAUGUACCAGUUCCAUGACUACAUGCGGCCUAUUCUCCUUCUCAUGUACUCAUUUUGGAUACCACAGAUAGUAGCCAAUGUUGUCCGGGAUUCAAGAAAACCUCUGCACCCGUAUUAUAUCUUGGGCAUGACAGUUACACGGGUAGCUAUACCGUUAUAUGUUUUUGGAUGCCCACACAACUUCAUGCGUGUAGAGACCAACAAGAUUUGGUGUGUAUGCUUGUGCACAUUCGUGGGGUUGCAAGCUGUCAUUCUUCUUCUCCAGCAUUAUUUUGGUUCACGUUGCUUUGUUCCCCGUCAGAUGCUACCAGAGAAAUACAACUACCACAGAAGAGUUAAUCAGGACAUAAACCGCACCACUGAUUGCGUCAUCUGCAUGACUGCUAUUGAUCUCAGACAGCGUACCAGUGAUUGCAUGGUAACUCCAUGUGAACAUUUCUUCCACUCGGGAUGCUUACACAGAUGGAUGGAUAUAAAAAUGGAGUGCCCAACUUGUCGGCGUUCUCUUCCUCCAGCUUAG
This is a messenger RNA of Arabis nemorensis, 1695 nucleotides long. NCBI's taxonomy places the organism in Eukaryota, Viridiplantae, Streptophyta, Magnoliopsida, Brassicales, Brassicaceae. The record is from the annotation of a GenBank genome assembly.